AUGGCCAAUAAUAAUAGCCAAGACCAGCGCUACACACGGCUAGAGAAACUGGGCGAAGGCACCUACGCCACUGUAUUCAAAGGAAAGAAUCGCUUGACUCAUGAAAUUGUAGCAUUGAAGGAAAUUCACUUGGAUUCAGAAGAAGGCGCGCCAUCCACAGCCAUCAGAGAAAUCUCAUUGAUGAAAGAGCUCAAACACCCUAAUAUCCUACGACUUCAGGAUGUUAUUCAUACCGAAAACAAGUUAAUGCUGGUGUUCGAACACAUGGACCAAGACUUGAAAAAAUACAUGGAUACUAUCGGCCGUGCAAACCAUGGUGCUUUGGAUCCUCAGACUAUAAAAUCAUUCAUGUAUCAGUUACUGAAAGGUAUCGCGUUUUGUCAUGAUAACCGGGUGCUUCAUCGUGACCUGAAACCUCAAAACUUGCUCAUCAACAAACGCGGAGAGCUAAAGCUGGGUGACUUUGGCCUCGCACGUGCCUUUGGCAUUCCCGUCAACACCUUUUCAAACGAAGUCGUUACCCUGUGGUAUAGAGCUCCCGAUGUCUUAUUAGGGUCACGUACAUAUUCGACUACAAUUGACAUUUGGUCAUCCGGUUGUAUCAUGGCGGAGAUGUAUACUGGAAGACCACUCUUCCCUGGUACCACCAACGAGGAUCAACUGCUCAAGAUCUUUAGAACGAUGGGUACCCCCACCGAACAGACAUGGCCAGGCGUCAGUCAGUUCCCAGAAUACAAGCAAACUUUCCCAAUGUACCCUGCUCAACAUAUUAAUACCAUUUUGCCCAUGGUCGAUGCCUAUGGCUUGGAUCUACUCAACAGAAUGUUACAAUAUCAACCACAUUUGAGAAUAUCUGCGAAAGACGCUUUAACUCAUGUUUAUUUCAACGAUGUCAGAUCUUUCUUUGGAUAG
Molecule: messenger RNA, 912 nt
Organism: Umbelopsis ramanniana AG
Lineage: Eukaryota; Fungi; Mucoromycota; Umbelopsidomycetes; Umbelopsidales; Umbelopsidaceae
Exons: 1
Coding region: 1-912 (303 amino acids)
Biological process (GO): protein phosphorylation
Cellular component (GO): nucleus; cytoplasm
Molecular function (GO): cyclin-dependent protein serine/threonine kinase activity; ATP binding
Source: RefSeq, a predicted model, not a curated record